AUGGAGAUGGACGUAGUCUACAUACGCUCCUACCCGGGGCGGCCGAACGCCGACGACGACGACUCGCCGGCAGCGACGGCGACGGCAUCAGACCCCGCCAACCUCCGCCGCAGGUGGAGAGUUUCGAUCCGCGUCAACGACCACGACCCCGUCGAGGCGGUCAUCACCGACCCGUUCCAGGAGGUACAGUACCGGACCGUCCUAGAGACGUAUCUUAAGAGCUCGGACCGCGCCGUCCCGUGGAACAGCAAUGACCUGACCGAAGGGAACACCAGCAGCGACGCCAGCAGAGGUGUCGGCAACAGAAACGGCAACGACAACCUUGGCAGAGUCAGCGGCAACAGAAAUGACAACGACAACGACAGCGGCAGACACAAGGCCCUGGACGAAGAGGCGUCGCGCGCGGAGCAGCUGAUCCGCGAGUAUAGCGAGAACCUCCUCGCCCAAAUCGAGCUCGGAGCGGGCAUCUUUGGCUUCGGCGCCACCGAGGCCCAAAUCUUCAUCGUCGAACACCACGACGUCGACCCCACCAGCAAGACGCUCGGCGGCAUCCACUGCCUCGCCUGGGAGCUGCUCGAGGCCGUGCAGGCCGCUCACCUGCCCAAGCUGCGUCUGCGCGUCUCCCGCAUCAUCGACUUCCCCGCGAGACGCGGCCUGCGAGCCCCGCCGCCGCUUAUGGCUCCUCUCGCCGCUGUUCAAGCGGAUCAGAGCGCCCAGUUCAAGGUACUGCUCGUGGUGGCACGCGACUUCGCCCGUACCGACGCCGGCCGCGACCCGGAGCCUGACCUAGCGCAGUGGCCGCUGAUGCGCUUUCAGAAGAAGCUGCGCAGCCGUAUGCUGCUCGAGGUAGUGCGGCCGGGUAGCCGCGAGGAGCUGGAGCGCCACCUGCAGCUCCGGGCCUCGCAGCGAGUCGAGUUUAAUCUGGUGCAUUUUGACCUGCACGGACGCAUUAUGCGCGACGAGAACGGCACGCUGGUGCCCUGGCUGCUCUUCGCCCAGCAGCACGACGGCGGCAUAUACACCAUGCCUGAGACGAACCUCGCCAAAGCGGAGGAGGUGGCCGAGCUGCUGUCGCGGUAUCGCAUCGAAAACGUGGUGCUUAAUGCGUGCCUCUCGGCGUACAACCGGACGGGCCCGGCGACGAACCUGGCGCACAUCUUCUUGAAGCACGGCAUCCAAAACGUCUCGGCCAUGUGGUACUACGUGCACUGGCAGACCGUGGCGACAUACCUCGAGACCUUUUACGAGCAACUGCUUGUCAAGUGCAUCGACUUUCAUGUCGCGGCACAGCGAGGACGCGAGGCGAUCCGUCAGAAGCCCACGCCGCGCGCCGAGAGAGAGUAUCACGACUUCUUCCUGUGCGUCAACUACGCGCGCAACGUGCACCGAACGGAGAGCAUGAUGCGCGAGCUCAGCCCUUCGCCUUCGACGCGGUCGCACGAGUCGGGCGUGUCCAACGCCUCGGGCCGCAGCCCCCGUAUCGGCAGCGGAUGGACGCCACGGCUGGGUGACAGCCUCUACCUCGGUGACGAGCCUGUGAUGCGACUGCAGCUGCACCUUCUGGAGCUCGAGUUUAAGCUGACGACGUUUCGGGUGGUGUAUGCCACAGACCUUCGACAGGGCGGGUCGGACCUGGAUGCGACCAUGGAGCGCAUGAUCAACAUGUGGCUUCUGACCAACUUUAUCGACGAGGUGCACUACUACAAGGCCAAGGACUUUGCUAAGCGCAAGCCGGCGAAGGGAGUCAUCUCGCCCCGGGACCGGCGGACGCGCGCGACGAGCGGCGGGUACCUGCAGCUGCUGUUCCCGCGGCCGGUGCGAGCGCUGCGGCAGACGCUCCACGUUGUGCGUGAGGUGGACCCGGUGAUGGACCCGGGCUGGCAGGCCGAUCACAGCGAGAACUUGCGGCGUGAAGAGCGGCGAUAUCUCGCUGGGAAAGGCCUGGGCCGGCUCGCGCAGCGGGUGCGCGAUGAGGGCGACAGCUUCUUGCUGCUCCUGGGCAACGGCAACAUGCAGUGGUGGAAAGUGCAUCUGGACCAUCUCCAAGGCGAGUGGUGGGCUCAUACGCCCUGGGGGUUCACGCCGCACUCCCGCGGCCGCUCGACUCCGGUCCCCGAAAACGCGCCGCCCUCGACCAAGUCGCUGUCGUCGGCGCGCAAGCAAGUCCGCGCCGAGCAGCGGCGGCGCAUCUUCCCGACCAUAGAGUUCGCCUCGCGCGUCUCCCACUUCGACCCCGAGAGCGACUACCGCGACUUCCACGGCUUCUUCAACCUGUUCUGGAUCGGGCUCGCCAUCAUGGGCAUCACGACGAUGCUGCGCAACUUCAAGGACACGGGGUACCCGCUGCGGAUCCAGAUAUGGAGCCUCUUCACCGUCAAGCUGUGGCACCUGGCCAUUGCUGACUUCCUCAUGGUGGCUGGCACCGCCGUCAGUCUGCCGCUGCACCGGUGGACGCGCGCGAGGGCCCCCGAUAGCGCGUGGACGUGGAAGAACGGCGGCAUGGCCGUCCAGAGCGUGUACCAGGUGGCCUGGCUCGCCCUGUGGAUCGUCAUUCCCUUUUGGCUCGAGUGGACGUGGACAGCCCAGGUCUUCCUGCUGCUGCACACCAUGGUGCUUCUCAUGAAGAUGCACUCGUAUGCCUUCUACAACGGCCACCUGUCGGAGACGGAGAAGCGCCUGCGCGCCCUCGACAACCCGUCUUCGGAGGCGGACCGCGGGCCUGCCUACCAAUACCCGGCUGCGGUGCUGCGUAAGGGCAGCAUCUCCGGCAUCCCUACAUCCAUGAAUCCGACGGCCGCCGGAAAACCGACGCUCGGCGAGCAGACUCCGCCAGAGGAAGACGACACACAGAGCGCCGACGAGCUCGAGACGUUGCGCGAGGACCUGGCGCGGGAGCUCACCAGCCCCAUGGGCAACGUCACGUACCCGCGCAACCUGACCUGGUCCAACUACUUCGACUACCUCCUCUGCCCAACCCUCUGCUACGAGCUCGAAUACCCACGCACAAAGUCCAUCAAUUGGACCUCGCUCAACGCCAAGAUUGUCGCCACGUUCGGCUGCAUCUUCCUGCUCACCAUCACAUCUGAGGAGUUCAUCGUUCCCGUCCUGGCCGACGCCUCACGCCGCCUCGAGGAGGUGGCGGUGACCUCGGGCUCAGUGUCCGAGUCAAUGCUCAUCCUCGCCGAAAGCAUAUCGUGGCUUCUCUUCCCCUUCAUGCUGACCUUUCUGCUCGUCUUCCUCGUCAUCUUCGAGUACGUGCUGGGCGCCUUUGCUGAGAUCACGCACUUUGCGGACCGCCACUUUUACGCCGACUGGUGGAACUCGACCGACUGGAUGGAGUUCUCGCGCGAGUGGAACGUGCCCGUCUACUCGUUCCUGCGGCGGCACGUGUACAGCGCGAGCCGGCCGCACACGGGCAAGGCGGGCGCCAUGGUCAUCACGUUUCUCAUCUCGGCCGUGGGCCACGAGAUCGUCAUGGCGUGCAUCACCAAGAAGAUCCGCGGCUACGGAUUCGUCUGCCAGAUGCUGCAGCUGCCCAUUGUCAUGCUGCAGCGGACCAAGUGGGUGCGGGGGAGGGAGACGCUCAACAAUGUGUGCUUUUGGUGCAGCAUGAUCAUGGGGCUGAGCCUGAUAUGUGCGCUGUAUGUCUUGGUUUAA
Messenger RNA from Purpureocillium lilacinum, 3657 nucleotides. Lineage: Eukaryota; Fungi; Ascomycota; Sordariomycetes; Hypocreales; Ophiocordycipitaceae. The record is from RefSeq and is a predicted model, not a curated record.